This is a messenger RNA of Astrephomene gubernaculifera, 2536 nucleotides long. Lineage: Eukaryota; Viridiplantae; Chlorophyta; Chlorophyceae; Chlamydomonadales; Astrephomenaceae. The record is from the annotation of a GenBank genome assembly.
UACAGGUAGUCAUAUUGUUACAGACUACGACUGACAGUUGUUAGCGUGAGUGUGACACACCGGCUGCGACAGCCGAUGGCUGCCUGACCUAUAACUCCGAGGGUCCUUCAUAGCAAUCAGCGCUGGUGUAGGAAAGCUUUAAAAAUGGGGUUACGGCGCAUUAGUCCCCCAAGCUUGUGCGGGCUUGUGAUCGCCACUGCACUUCUACUCGCGGUACACGCAUCCGCUGCUUUGCCUCGCGUCCUCCUGUACAGCAAGCCAUCUAUCGUUUCUCCUGUAACAUUGAAGGCCAUCACCAAGUAUCUGACUGGCAAAGCCAGCAGCAUAAUCGCAAUUGCCGAGCAGCCGACUGCUGAACAGUUGCGGGUAGCCAAUGCGUUCGUCAUCUAUGCCACGGACGCGGCAUCUUACUACGAACAAGAGUUGCUCAACAAUACUUCGAAGCUUGCAAACCUUACAAGCUGGGUUCGCGCCGGCGGCUCCCUGGUGCUCGUCAACGGCGCCAGCAACAAUGCCUCCAACCUCUACAACACCUUCCUUCCCCUGAUCAGCUCUGUCCUCGAGUCAAGCACGCCUUGCCAACCAGCUGCAUUGCUAGCGGGCGACGGCCUCUUCCGUCGCUUGAGCCCACCCAGCCCAUUCGGCAGCUUGGCCGCGAGCGUCAAAAUCACUGCUUCCGGCGGCUUCAGCGGCUUGGUCUGCAUCUCUGGCUCCGCCAUCUAUUCCACCAACUCACAGAGGACUCGGCCCAGCAUUUCCGCUGCCCAGCUCUGGAGCGUGGGCGCUGGCGCCAUGACUUGGGUCGGUGCUGAUUUCACCGUUCCCACCAACACGCUGAGCGGGAUUGCGGCUUCAGUCAUUGCUGCGCUGGCGCCGCUUCCCCCUUCACCUCCGUCUCCCCCGUCUCCUCCGUCUCCCCCGCCGCCUCCGUCACUUCCUCGUCCGCCUCCGCCCUCGUCACCACCCCCUCCGCCGCCCCUGAAGCCAUCACCCGUUAUUAUCAUCAAGGAUGCCCCGAAGCCGCCGCCGCUAGUCAAGAAGUCGCCGCCUCCCCCAAUUAAGAAGUUGUCGCCGCCUCCGCCGGUUAAGAAGUCGCCGCCUCCCCCAGUUAAGAAGCCUCCUCCUCCUACCAAGCAAUCCCCGCCGCCACCUGUGAAGCUCUCAUCGCCGCCACCCAAGAUUGCCACCCAGCUGCCUCCUCCCCCGCCGACGCAGCCUCCGCCGCAGGUGCCAGUUCAGUCGCCUCCGCCUCCUCCGCAUCCGUCAGUACCUUUGCCACCGCCCCCAACCUUGCCUUCGCCUCCGCCGCCCGUUCGCUCGCCGCCUCCGCCUGUGCAGUCACCGCCGCCGCCUGUGCAGUCACCGCCGCCGCCGGUCCGCUCGCCGCCACCGCCCGUUCAGUCGCCGCCACCGCCCGUUCAGUCGCCGCCACCGCCCGUUCAGUCGCCGCCGCCUCCCGUUCAGUCGCCGCCGCCUCCCGUUCAGUCGCCGCCGCCGCCUGUAAAGGUGUCGCCGCCGCCCCCCGUUCAGUCGCCGCCGCCGCCAGUGAAGGUGUCGCCGCCGCCGCCGGCUGGCAAGAAGAGGCCUCCGCCUCCCGAUGCCUCCCCUCCUGUUGAUGCUCCUCCGCCGGCCGACUACUACUUCCCUCCUCCCGAGGACCUGGCGCCCCCUCCACCCAAGAAGAAGACCGGGUAGAGCCCCGCUAGACGACAUGUUAGGUGCUUCCUAGCUACCUGCGUGACCCUCAGUCUUAUUUCGGAGGGGGCUUGGGAAGCACAUGGAGAGGCACAGGAGGUCCGCAUGGACCCCGUACAUGUAUGGCACCCUAUGCUGCGUGCAGUUGAAGAAGCCUGAGCGCUGUAGUGCCAUGCCCAAAUGUGACUGCGGAUUUCGCUAGUUUACUUAUUGUGCUUCCUAGCUGUGAACGAGGAUUGUAUAGCCUAGGAUGGUGACCGCGGUGUACGCACGGGGGAACCUGUAGACCCGCCACAGAAGGAUUCCUUCAACUUAAUGGUAUAGCAUGGUGUAGCAUGAUUAAAUGGUGGAGGGGCUGAAGCAGCCCUGAUGAAGAGAACCUGGUAUGUUGCCCGCUGGGUUGCCGUGGUAGCUAAUCUUUCUUAGGCGGUCGCAAUGCAAGGGUUAAGGUUGGCGGUUGCUGUUGUUUGUAGUUGGCUGUUUGUCGCAGUCCCGAAACAACAUGGGUGUGAACGGAAGACUCAGGCAAUGCCGUCUUAGCGGUUCGGGAGCUCCCGACUCUAAUCCGAAGGUAAUGAGGUAUAGCUUACAACUUGCCGCUCGUAAGCUCACUGUUUUGUAGUAAUUUGUACAAUUUGACUGUACGGCGUGCGCUGAAGCGUCCACGCCUGUUCGUGCGUUUAAGCCGUAACUUAGCUCGGCGCUGUUGUUUGGGCUGGACAUCAUACGGGAAGCUUGUGUCCCGUUGUUUGGAUGCGAACCUGGAGGAGGUUUCAGUUGCUCUGUAAUCGUACUUGUUGCCUUCAUACUUCAGCCCAAUCCCAAUAACAAGUCAGGAGGG